AUGACGGACAGCAGGAGGCGGCGCCAGCUCAUCCACUCCUACGCGCCAGAUUGGGCCGUCACCGCGAUUCUUGGUAUAUUAGUCAUCGCAGUGGAUGAGGUUAAUGGUUUCAAGCGUGACUUCUCUCUGCAAGACUCGAGCUUAUACCAUCCCUAUGCGGUCCAUGAACGCGUCCCGCCAGUCGCGUUGUACAUGCUUUGUGGAUUUGCGCCAUUCGCAUUUCAAUGUGUCAUCAACUAUCUUACCCUACGCUCUUGGUGGGAUGCACACAAUAGUACGCUUGGACUCGUCUUGAGUCUUGCUCUAACUGGAGCUAUAACUGAAUUCGUCAAGCUAACUGUGGGUCGGCCACGACCUGACUUGAUUGCACGAUGCAUUCCUCAAGCCGGCGCUGUGGACCCGCCUUAUGGUCUGUCCACAUACGCGAUCUGCACACAGACGGAUAGCUAUUUGAUGAGGGACGGCUGGAAAAGUUUUCCAAGUGGACAUGCCAGCUUGUCAUUCGCCGGGCUUGGCUUCCUGUCUUUCUACCUAUCUGGGAAAAUCCAUCUCUUCGACCGCAGAGGUUGUGCGCCGAAGGUAUGGGCCGCUCUUACGCCACUCUCUGUCGCUGCCCUCGUGGCCAUCUCCCGAACCAUGGACUAUCGUCACCACGCGACAGAUGUGAUCGCAGGUGCCUUGCUCGGCAUUGCUGGCGCAUACUUUGCGUACCGUCAGUACUAUCCAUCACUCGCUUCUGAGCUCUCACAUCGCCCAUACUCCCCUCGCGUUAAACGCGAGGUGCUCCUCCCUCUUCAUCAACGUGGCGAAUCACAGUCAACGUCUUUGUCAGACAGUGAGCUGCGCGAAUUGGCAAAUGAGACCGCGCCGAGAGACGAGCAAGGACAUGAGCUGUGGAAGGACGACGAGGUAGCCGAAUCCGUGCAGCCUGCUCUAUGA
Fibroporia radiculosa is the source of this 939-nucleotide messenger RNA. RefSeq lists its product as uncharacterized. The record is from RefSeq and is a predicted model, not a curated record. The transcript is spliced from 11 exons. Gene Ontology annotation, biological process: phospholipid metabolic process. Gene Ontology annotation, molecular function: phosphatidate phosphatase activity. Bases 1 to 939 code for a protein of 312 amino acids. Lineage: Eukaryota; Fungi; Basidiomycota; Agaricomycetes; Polyporales; Fibroporiaceae.